This is a messenger RNA of Enterospora canceri, 1098 nucleotides long. Lineage: Eukaryota; Fungi; Microsporidia; Enterocytozoonidae. The record is from the annotation of a GenBank genome assembly.
AUGGCACUCUUUGGAUUUGGAUCAAAUAUCAUGGGGCAACUAGCCCACUCAGAAGAGUACAUAUUUGUGGAUAAACCAAUUGAAAUAGAGUUCUUCAGAGACAGAAGGAUCAGAAAGAUGGCUUGUGGAAAGAUGCAUGUUCUGGUGCUAUGUGAAAAUGGUGAAUUGUACAGCUGGGGUGUGAAUGACGAUUACGCCCUGGGACGAGAUGGGGUAGAUGAAGAAGGAAUUAAGAAGGUUGAAACCAAUACGAGAGAUGAAAUAGUCGAUAUCUGUGCUGGAGCAAGUUAUUCGGCAUUUUUGACUAAGAAGGGUCAUGUCUACUUGUGUGGGACAUUCAAGUCUACUAAUGGGGUAUUUGGAUUCAGUUUAAAUAGCAAAUUUGGAAUUGGAUUUAGACAGGUUUCGAACCUGAAGGGUAUUACAAGCAUAGAUGCAGGAAUGAAUCACAUUCUUAUGCUUAGUAAAACAGGAGACAUCUGGUCAAUGGGGGCAAAUGAGUCAUAUCAACUAGGAAGAAAGCAUAGGAUAAGAAGAGAGAAGUAUGUUCUAAUACCAAUGCAAAUAAGCAGUAUCAGGAAUAAGGAAGAGAACUAUAGGUUUAUAAGGGUGGCUGCUGGGGCAUAUCACUCUUUAGGAAUGAAUGAUGGUGGAGAAGUGUUCUCAUGGGGAUCUAAUUGUAAUGGACAGCUUGGAAAUGGGACAUUGGAACCAGGAGACCUGAAAUACAAGUUAGGAAUUCAGAAUGUGGUGGAUGUGGCCUGUGGUUACAAUCACACUCUCAUUAUGCAGAAAGGUGGUGGAAUAUUUGGUUGUGGUGAAAAUGGACAAAAACAGUUUGGAAUUUGUGGGGGGAAUAAGACAUUGAAGAAGCCAACUAAAAUAGCAGAUGGGUUUGAGAGAAUUAGGUCUGGUGGUGACUUCAUAGUGGUUGAGAAGAAGAAUAAGCUCUAUGCAGCAGGAAUAAACGUAGAAUGUGAAUGUGGGCUAGAGAAUAGAAUUGAAGAGGUAUCGAAGCUGACUGAAAUACAGUUUGAUUUUGGUAGAAUUAUAGACUACCAAUGUGGUGGAAACUAUACGUUGAUUUACACUGAAUAA